Molecule: messenger RNA, 3310 nt
Organism: Acanthocheilonema viteae
Lineage: Eukaryota; Metazoa; Nematoda; Chromadorea; Rhabditida; Onchocercidae
Source: the annotation of a GenBank genome assembly
AUGGCCGAGUCAGAAUACAGUUUAUGAACGGUUAGGUUCAGUGUCGGGAACACCGCGACAUAGUCCGUCACCGAUGCAUAAUUUACAUCAAUCUUUAGCACCACGAUCCUCUCUCGAGUAUGUCAAUACUUCAGUAAUGUCGAAUAGCAGAUGGUCUCAAAGUGAACGACAAUCAAUUGACUAUGGAGAUUUUCAUCGAAGAAAUGGAAGUAUUACAAAUAGUCAAAGUAGUCAAGGUGAUUGUAGCGUGAGGACAGUUCGAUUUCGAAAAAUUGGAGGUAGUUUGGGAGUUCGUGUAAUUGGAGGAAAUCAAGUUGGUAUCUUUGUAUCAGCUGUUCAAGAAGAUUCACCUGCUGCAAUACAUUCCAUCAAAUCGGGUGAUCGAAUUUUAUCCGUUAAUGAGAAAUCAAUGAUUGGUGUUACUCGAGAAGAGGCUGUUCGUCAUUUGUUAGCACUGCAAGAUGAUGUAACGAUUAAAGUGGAAUAUGCAGCAGCAGAUUUUGAAAGAAUCAGAAAUGGACCAUUGGGAGAUAAUUUUUAUAUAAGAACUCAUUUUGCCCAUCAGAAAUCGUCCAAUCAAUUGGAAUUAUCAUUUCAUAAUGGUGAUAUUUUUCAUAUCACUGAUACGCUUUUUGGUGGAACAGUUGGCUUUUGGCAAGCAACACGUGUAUAUUCUGCAGCUGAAAAUGGAAAUUACACUCAAAAUGAUAGCAAUAAAGGUGUCAUACCGAAUUCAGAAACAGCUGAAAAAUUAGCAAAAGCGGCACGUGCUGACACAAUGACAUUUGGUCGUUCGACUUUUUUCCGCCGAAAAUUGAAAGAGCGACGAACGAAAUCGUUAACAAAGAAUGUAGUGGAUGAUGUAACCUUUGAGAAUACCUGUGAUAUGGCUUUUCCUGCUUAUGAACGAGUUACACUGAGACAUCCACAGUUCCAGAGGCCUCUGGUACUUUUUGGCCCAUUAGCAGAUAUUGCUCGACAACGAUUGCUAGCCAAUUUUUCUCUUCGUUUUGCGGGUGUUAUCGAUGAAAGUAUCGUACGAUUAAGUGCAAUCGAUGCCGUUAUUGCUGCAAAUAAGCAUUGUGUAUUGGAUAUUAGUCCAGGAUCAGUGGAACGUUUGCAACUUGCACAGUAUGCACCAAUUGUUAUUUUCAUUGAUGUUGAAAGUCGAAGUAGAAUACGUGAACUUAGGAGUAAGGCUGGCGUUUCUGCUAUUUCAUCGAAAAAACUCGUUGAACAAGCACACAAAAUUAAGAAGCAUUAUUCAUAUCUUUUGACAGCAACAUUAGAUGCAACAAAAGAAGAUGGAUGGUUUGAAGCACUGUUACAGCUAAUUGCUCAUUUGCAAGAUCGUCGAGUAUGGAUGCCGGAAUUUCGACCACUUACCAAUUUAAAUGAUGUGAUAUUGCUACCCAUGCAUAGUUUUCAAAAUCAGAGUGAUUCUGAUGUUGAUUCACUGAAAGGGGAUUACUCAACCAAUGAAUAUUUCACAAGGUCACAGUUACAGCUGGAAAAUAACGAUUCUCUCAUGAAAUCAAACUUUGAUUCUCAGCUAACUAGCUGCUAUGAUGUACAAUAUCCACGAUCAAAUCGACCAAUUCAAUCACACCUAUCAAACUAUCCACCACCACCAUCACCAGCUAUUGUUUCUCCUCCACCAACUGCUGCUGCUGCUACCGCUGCUGGAAUGUUAGCAGCACCAAGAAGCAAUUUCUAUCACAAUAUUCAUCCUUGUGAGCCUUUAUCACAGUAUUCCUCACGUUUACAAUUUACGUGUGCAUCUUCUUCAUCUGUUAACCCAAUCGCACAACAAUCACUACUUCAUCAUAAUUAUCACUUUGAUAUGACACCUACAGCUAUAGUACCAUGGGCUACAUUACCUCGUCGACAUAACAAUUACGACAUGGAUAAACCUUUUCCAACAACAGAAAGCGAUUCAACUAAUUUCAUUGUUACCACUAACAAUUCUAAUCGUUCCAUCAUAGAUCAAUCACAAAUUUCACUAACAAAAUCUGAUCAAUCUCAGUUAACCCACGUGCAACAACAACAACAACAACAACAACAACAACAACAACAACAACAACAAUCACCCAUCACCACUCUUCAACGACAAAAACGUCAAGGAAACGUUAUACAACCGGGUUCAUCGCAUCUCAUACGAAGUCCUCAAAAGUUACCUGUUAAAAUAUCACCACCACGAUCACCUAUCAGUUUUUCGGAUUGUCAAACUGUAACAGCACGUGUUCUUGGUACCACAUCUUCGAUGACAUCAGCUAGUAAUAGUAGUACAACGAUUACAAAUGUCAUUGCAGACAUUAGCAACAAUCGUCGGGUCAAUCAUACUACUACUACUACUACUACCUCUACGAUUGCAAAUACCAACACAACGGUUGCUAUACCGAUGCAAGCAGACUUCACUGAUGUAAAACAGAUUUUAAUCGGAAAUGCUGAUGAUUAUCCAGUUAGUGGUACACGAGAAAUUAUGCGAAAUCGUUUUGAGAAUGUCGAGAAUUCAUCAUCAUAUGAUGCUAAUAAUGCCAUAAUUGGUAACCGAGAUAUAAUGACACAUUCGGCACGAACAGGAUUGUUUUAUGAUCAUUUAACAAAAGAUCGAUGGACAAGCAAUCAAACUGAGAAAAGGCAAAAUGUAUCAUCUCAGAUUUCACAGGAUAAUUCACUUUUCCGUACUCCGAAUGCUGCAACAUCAUCGUUGUUGGGUGAAAGUUCAAUGAUGAUAAGCGAGAAUAAUGAAACGAUGCAUAACAUCAAUGAUGACAGUUCAAUUUUGCGAUUGUCACAUGCAUCUCCAACAAAUGAUUUAAACGCUACAGCGGAUGAUUGUAUUCCUGAUGGAGAUAAUGGUACCACAAAGGAAACCGUUGCAAGUACCGAUUCGGAUCCUGCAGUUAUUGAGCAUGCGACAGGAAUGAUAGAUAUUCGCGGUGGAAUAUUGAAUUGUCCGAAGACCGGUGUUUCAUUGAUCAUUCCCGAAGGUGCAAUUAAUGAGGAUGUUCAACAAGAAAUUUACGUGAAAGUUUGUCGAGCAAGUGAUGCCGGAAAUCGACCACCACUUGAUGAAAGUCGGAGUGAAAGUUUAAUGAGUCCAUUGGUGAUGUGUGGUCCUCAGGAUUUGCAAUUCAAUGUCCCAGUUGAAUUACGAUUACCUCAUUCCAUGUCAAACAGUAGUGAGAAUUGGUCAUUAGCUUUAAAAUCUGGUACUGGACAGCAAUGGGAUCAGGUGGCAUUAGAUAAAAACACUUCAUCGGUGGUAACAGAACAUUUCGUUUCCAUUAAAAUCAAUCAUUUCUAA